UCAUUCGCUCAGUAAGAACCAUUCAAAAGAAUUGAUUCACAUGAAUGAUUCGUUCAGGAGUCGGACAUCGCCACAGUGCGGCGGAUGCGGGGAAGAUGGAGGAGGAGGCAGGAGCUGUGUGAGGACACAGAGAUGCGGAUUAUGAAGGGUUGAGCGUCAAAUAAUCAAAGCGCAAAAGACGAGGCUAAUGGACGCGGAGACGAGCACAUCUCAAUGGCACACAUUCAACGACAGGACUCUUCCCAUCUGGAUCUAGAUAGAUAGAAUGAUCAUCUCAUUAUAACAGCGCAUUUCUUAAAGAGCGUGCGGGAAGCUUUUGCAACAGGACAUCGACUACUGUAUUUCCAUAUAGUAAUUCUCAUAAACAAGAACGAGGAAUGUGGAAAACGGGGAUGAUUGUGAAUGCGGAGGAUGGAGAAAGCGAAGGAUCAUAAACGUGAUCCUGAAUGCGCUUUAGUGCUCGCAGGGAUUCGGCAUCUGCGCGUUCUGUGCGUUAUGACGCCCUAACAGUCCUCGCAGAUCCGCGUUCUGAGCAAACACAGCGAUCCGGAGGCUUUGGAAGAUGAGGCUCCCGCGUCUGCUUCUGUGCUCGUGGGCAUUCGUGGCCCUUCUGCCGGUCACCUCCUCAGUGCUGCUCCGCGUCCCCCUGCGGCAGGGGCCCCUCUCACAGCCCGCGGCCCCCCGGGGCCCCUCGAGGUCACGCAGAGCAGCCAGUGGCAUGAAUGUUGUAAACAUGAUUGACAACCUUCGCGGAAAGUCAGGCCAAGGGUAUUACAUUGAAAUGGCCGUGGGUGCACCAGCUCAGAAGCUGAACAUCCUGGUGGAUACGGGCAGCAGUAACUUUGCAGUAGGCGCAGCUGCUCACCCGUUCCUCCACAGAUAUUACCAUCGAUCUCUCUCGUCGUCGUACAGAGAUCUGGGCCGCAGCGUGUAUGUGCCGUACACACAGGGCCGCUGGGAGGGCGAGCUGGGCACGGACCUGCUGUCCAUUCCUCACGGGCCCAACGUGUCUCUGAGGGCCAACAUCGCUGCAAUCACCCAGUCUGACCGCUUCUUCAUCAACGGAUCUAACUGGGAGGGCAUCCUCGGGCUGGCCUACGCCGAGAUCGCCAGGCCGGACGAGACUCUGGAGCCGUUCUUCGACUCUCUGUUGAGGCAGACCAGCGUCCCAGACGUCUUCUCCCUGCAGCUCUGCGGAGCGGGCUUCACACAGAACUACAGCGCCGGCAGCUCCACUGUAGGGGGCAGUAUGAUUAUUGGGGGAAUCGAUCCGUCUCUGUAUGUUGGCGAGCUGUGGUACACACCAAUCAGACGAGAGUGGUAUUAUGAGGUCAUCAUCGUGCGCAUCGAGGUCAACGGACAGGAUCUCAAUAUGGACUGCAAAGAAUAUAACUAUGAUAAAAGUAUCGUGGACAGCGGCACCACAAACCUGCGUCUCCCUCGUAAAGUGUUCCAGGCGGCUGUGAAGGCCAUUGAAGCAGCUUCAUCGACUGAACAGUUUCCCUCAGGUUUCUGGCUGGGCGAGCAGCUGGUGUGUUGGCAGGCGGGCAGCACACCCUGGCACAUCUUCCCUGUCAUCUCUCUCUACCUGAUGAGUGAAAACACAAACCAGUCUUUCCGCAUCUCCAUCCUGCCACAGCAGUAUCUGAGGCCGGUGGAGGAUGUGGCCUCGGCUCAGGAGGAUUGUUAUAAAUUCGCUGUGUCUCAGUCGAGCACUGGGACGGUAAUGGGUGCCGUCAUCAUGGAGGGCUUCUAUGUGGUGUUCGACCGAGAGCACAAACGCAUCGGCUUUGCAGUCAGCACGUGUCACGUCCACGAUGAGUUCCGCACCGCUGCAGUGGAGGGGCCGUUCCAUGGCGUGGACCUUGAGGACUGUGGCUACAACGUCCCUCAGACCGACGAGUCCACAUUAAUGACCAUCGCCUACAUUAUGGCGGGCAUCUGUGCACUAUUUAUGCUGCCUCUGUGCCUCAUGGUCUGUCAGUGGCGCUUCACGCGCUGCCUUCAUCCGCUGGCCACUGGAGAUUUCUCUGAUGACAUAUCCCUCCUGAAGUGAGCCAUUUCUAAACGCAGAAUGAUUUCAGUGCUUGUAAAACCGGCCAUCCUCGAGGGUCUCAAAGAAGGGGAAUUGAUGAUAUUGAUGAGACUACAGUGAUUAUAACUAUAUAUGUUAUAAUAUUGCAUAUGCACACACACACACACCCUAAUGGGUGUCCCACCUUGGAGGAUUUCGUACCCUCUGACCCUUUUUGAGUACAUGUGAUAUGUGAAUGAUCCUUUAUCUUACAGACUUAAGUGUGGAUAGCUGUUCUGGGACUGUUCAAGUGAAGUUCUGUAAAGUUCUCUAUACUAUGUGAGUGAGUGUGUCUGUGUUUGAAAGUUAGAGAGAGUUUGUUCACUAUAUCAAGAUGUCAUAAUCUAUUAUAUGAUCAACACUGACUAAUUUUCAAAAUGAAUAUGGGGUAUAACAAAGUACUGUUUGAGUCACUGUUUAUGACAUAGCAGUACCCCAAAAUACCAUAAGGAGCUCAUAUUACUAUUACUUACUAAGACAACAUGAUCUUCUGACUGUAUUAGUUGAAAGCUUACAGUUAAUAGACCUAUAUGAUUUGUAAUAAUGAAUGUCAGUGGGAGAGAACAUGUCCAGUCAUAUUUUACCCCAAUAUCUAAAGG
Molecule: messenger RNA, 2673 nt
Organism: Sinocyclocheilus rhinocerous
Lineage: Eukaryota; Metazoa; Chordata; Actinopteri; Cypriniformes; Cyprinidae
Gene: bace1
Product: beta-secretase 1
Exons: 9
Coding region: 563-2056 (497 amino acids)
Biological process (GO): amyloid-beta metabolic process; membrane protein ectodomain proteolysis
Cellular component (GO): trans-Golgi network; endosome; plasma membrane
Molecular function (GO): aspartic-type endopeptidase activity
Source: RefSeq, a predicted model, not a curated record